Molecule: messenger RNA, 768 nt
Organism: Aspergillus fumigatus Af293
Lineage: Eukaryota; Fungi; Ascomycota; Eurotiomycetes; Eurotiales; Aspergillaceae
Source: RefSeq, a predicted model, not a curated record
AUGGCUAGAGCCGACAUUGACAACCGCAGUCCGCUGCAGGCAGAGGCGAAGCGGAACUUUGAGAACCAAAUCGUCCUAAGCCCUUCUUCGCACAAUGCCUCUGUUGCACUUGGAGCCCGGACACGGGUUCUUCGAGCGUCGGACGUCUUACUGUCGUUAGCUGGCAAGACAGAGAAAGAAACCCUCGGAGAUGAAGAUUCUCCAGGCGUUGAAAGUUUUGCAGAAACUGUACGUCUGUUCCCGCCUCUCACAAAUGACGAUGGGGCCCCCAAUGGUGCUGUGGACUCCAAAUGCCCGGAUUGCGAUGCUGUCUUCUCCUCACCGUGCGAAUUGAAACAACACUACUUGACGAGGUUCUGUCCUGGUGCAGCUGUGGCAAUCUAUUUGAUGAUGCGAGAUCGUGGAUCGACAACGAGUUGCAAAAGCUGCGGGGAGGAGUGUAAUAUCUCAUAUGAGCCUGUUCUGAAUGACCCCAGAGACGAUAUCAAUCUUCGAGAUAUUCAAAAGGACAGGGUGAAUGGAGCGCACAGCAGAAGCCCAAGCAUUGCGCAGAAGAACCUUACCGGCUCUAAAUUCCAUAUCGCAACUAAUACCGCCGGGGAGCAGUCCUUUGCUCAGAGGGCCAGAAAGUUGCGGGAUUCCUGGUCGUUGAGAAAAAUCUCGCAAAGUGAUGAAGAUGAGCUUAUCGCAGUUAGUUUUGCUGGACUGUAUGACCUGGAGAGAGGUAGGUCAACCCUUUUCUCUGACUCGGCCGUGCUGAAGGUGUGA